AUGGAAUUAGAAGAUGGUUUAGAUGAUUUGUUGGCCGAAAUUGUUGAACCGACCUCCCCUAAGAGACCUAGAACAGAGCAAGAUGAUUUAAAUUGUGAAAUACCAGGAAUUUCAAAGGAAAUUUCAAAACCAAAUUCUUCAAAAACACAUUGUGUAUUAGUAAAUCAGAAGCAGCGAGGUAAUCCUCUAUUAAAGUUCAUUACAAGUGUUCCUUGGGAAUAUGAUGAUAUACUUCCAGAUUACGAGAUAGGCAAGACCAUUUGUAUUCUUUUUCUGUCUGUACGCUACCAUAAUUUGAACCCAGACUACAUUAAUAACCGAUUGAAGGAAUUAGGGAAAAAGUAUGAAUUACGGGUUCUUUUAGUACAGGUUGAUUUGAAAGAUCCUCAUACAGCACUGAAAAAUCUUACGAGAGUCUGCCUUUUAACGGACCUCACACUUAUGCUAGCAUGGAGCCCUGAAGAAGCAGCUAAAAUAAUAGAAAAUUACAAAAUAUUUGAGAACAAACCACCUGACCGGAUAAUGGAGAAAAUUGAAAAUGAUCCUCAACAAAAGAUAAUAAACGCGCUAUCCUCCAUAAAGCCAGUCAAUAAAACUGAUGCCAUGACACUGUUAACAACAUUUGGAACGUUAGAGAAUAUUAUUAAAGCGACCGAAAGGAGGUUGGCCGAUUGUCCAGGUUUUGGGAUAACAAAGGCAAAGAAACUAUACAGAGCCCUUCACGAACCAUUUCUUAAACGAGGACAUGUUAAGGAAAAAGAAUCAACACAAAGUGAACAGUUUACAGACGAGCUUAAUGUGGAAGAAAUUGAGAAAGCUGAAAAUGAAAUUGCCAACCAGCAG
Molecule: messenger RNA, 843 nt
Organism: Iphiclides podalirius (scarce swallowtail)
Lineage: Eukaryota; Metazoa; Arthropoda; Insecta; Lepidoptera; Papilionidae
Source: the annotation of a GenBank genome assembly